UUUAUUUUUAUUAGGUAUUGAGGUCUAAUUCAAUAAUCAUCGUUUUCAAUUUAAGUAACAUUCCUGCAAAUUAUUUAAAAGGAAAAAUGGGACCCCUAAGGAUAAGUUUCAUCGGUGCCGGAAACAUGGCCCAGGCGCUGGCCAAAGGCCUCAUAGCGUCAGGCGUGACGCAGGCGUCCAACAUCACAGCGGCCUCACCUGUAGCUGACCUGCACUUACUGCAGCAGAUGCAGGAGAUGGGGUGCAAAGUGAGUCACAGCAACACGGCAGUGACGUCUAGCAGCGUACCGCUGGCGCUGCUGGAGAGGACGCUGGGGCGGGGGCGGCGCGUGGUGCGGGGCAUGCCCAACACGCCUGCCCUGCUACAGGCUGGGGCAUCCGUCUACUGCAGGGGCGCCUGGGCAACCGACGCUGAUGCCCAUCUCACACACACUUUGCUGUCGUCGGUAGGCGACUGUUAUGAAGUGCCGGAAAAAUUCAUGAACGCAGUCACGGCUCUCAGUGGCGCUGGUCCAGCGUACGCAUUUCUGAUGAUCGAGGCGCUGGCGGACGGGGGUGUUAGAGAAGGUCUGCCCAGAGCGCUGGCCAUCAAGCUGGCCGCCAAGACCUUGCUGGGCGGAGCACGGAUGGUCCUUGAGUCCGACUCCCACCCCGGCGCUCUGAAGGAUGCUGUCUGUUCCCCAGGCGGUUGCACGAUUGCUGGCGUUUCUGCGUUGGAAGGAGCCGGGGUGCGUGGAGCUCUUAUCAACGCAGUGACGCAAGCCACACUGCGCGCGCAACAGCUCGCAGAUGUUGCCAACACUUCCAGUAAAAACGAGCGUCGGGUGACUCAAGAUGCAGUUGACAAUAUAGUCAAAGUUGAGAACUGAUGUAAUUUGUGAUGAAAUUAGUAGUACGGGACUUGUAUUCUGACCACCCUCUUGCGUUUCAAUGAGAUUCGUUUGUGCAUUUGUAGCUUGAUUGAAUUUUAUUGUGGUAUACAAAUUGGAUCUCAAACGCAGGCAUAUUAUCGCAAAUAAAUAUUUUAAUAUUUUGAAUAUUUUUCCGAUAACUACGCGGGUGUUUUUAUUGAAUUUGCUAGUAGCAGCUAAAAGGAUACGUGAGGCGUGUUUAUCAUUACGUGGAAUGUUGUGGUACACAGCCUUAGAAGUGCAGUAGAUAUAAUAAAUAAUAUUAGUUUACGACUCAUGUUAAAAUUUCUGUUUAGCAUAAUCGCACGAUCAAAACUUUAAAUUUAGAAUGCAACCGCAUAAUUAGUUAUUUUGAAUAUGCCUAUCAAUAUAAAUUCUUCAUAAAUGAAGAUCAAAAGUUGUUUGCUCCUCAUAAAGACAAAGUUCAAUUUAUUCAGCCAUAAUAAGAUACAGAUUCUAUUCUUUUUCCAAAGGAGCGUCGUUUUCAUACGUUAAAUCUUUCUCAAAAUGAUGAGUACUUGAAACACCUUAAUGCCGUACAUUUUCAAUCAUUUUUAAUAUAAAUUAAAAUUUUCAAAUUCAUUUCAUUU
Molecule: messenger RNA, 1501 nt
Organism: Hyalella azteca
Lineage: Eukaryota; Metazoa; Arthropoda; Malacostraca; Amphipoda; Hyalellidae
Product: pyrroline-5-carboxylate reductase 2
Exons: 8
Coding region: 87-869 (260 amino acids)
Biological process (GO): L-proline biosynthetic process
Molecular function (GO): pyrroline-5-carboxylate reductase activity
Source: RefSeq, a predicted model, not a curated record